CCUACAUGACCAAAGCCUUCCGCCUUUUCCUCGGCGCCUACAAUCCAAUCCAUCCUGCUCUCCUUCUCCUUCUCCUUCUUCUUCUUCGUCUUCUUCUUCUUCUUCUUCUUCUUCUUCUAUUACUACUACUUCAUUUUCUCCACACGCGGCUGUGCGAAGACUCAACCAUCGGGAAUCGCUCCGUCCGUGUAUUGCUCCGAACAUGGGCUCACCAAUUGUCUUUCCGCUUUCCAGAAUACGACGAAAGAAAUGUGACGAAGAAAAGCCAACCUGUCGCCGGUGCCGGGAUAGCCAGGUCAAGUGCGAUGGCUAUGCAUUCAUCCCGCCCAAGAAGAAGCCCACUCCCCGCAAGCAUUCAAUGGCAGAGAAAAAGGCCAUGCAGGCCGUCGCAGUAGCAGUAGACAAUGUCGUCAACCAGUGUCGUCCGAGCCUCAACUACUCAGGCUUCGGUUUCGACGGCGACACGGGCGGAAACACCUACGACCGACUCUUCUUCCACCACUUCUGCGCCAUCACCAUUGUCGAAUUUGUUCGCCUCGCCAAUCCCCAAGAGUUUUGGUCACAGCGCGUACUCCCCAUGUGCCACAAGGAGCCCGCCAUACGACACGCCAUCGUGGCCCUUGGCGCCGCCCAUUACGUCUAUCUCCAGAAGCUCUCCAAAACCACGCCGGCAGACGUAAAAGAAUCAAUGUCACAUUACGAGUGUGUCGCCACAAGCUUCUACAACAAAGCCAUUGGACAGCUGGUCAGCUUGAACGGCAUCCAAGGCCCAGCCCUUUGGGAAGCCCAACUCACAAUGAUGACCUGCUGCCUACUCUUUGUCUGCCUCGAGAACAUCUUUGGCCGCUUCGAAGAAGGCGUCCGUCAUAUGCAGGCUGGCGCACGUCUAUUCGAAGCCUUCGACUUGUCAUCCGCCCCACCACGAAUGCACCAAAUCAUGCAGGAGAUUGCAACAGUCUUGUGUCGCUUCUGCGUCGAUGCAUUCUACCUUACCGACGAAUACGUCAUCCCCAACAUGACACCAUACGCCCCGCAGCUGGUAGAGCUCGAUGACAGCCCGCGGCCUUUUCUCAGCCUCACAGAAGCCAAGGACGCCAUGUGGGAUCUGGACGUCAAGAUGUCCUUUAGCGACUAUGAGGAAUUCUGGCCUUCUUCUGCCUCUUCUUCAUGCCCUUCAUCUUCUUCUCCUGCUUCUUCCAUUUCUUCUUGUUCUUCUACUUAUACCUCUACUUCGCCCUGCUUUUCUUCCCCCUCGUCUUGUUCUUCCUCGUCCUCGUACAUGGACAGCCCACCCAAGCAGGAUUGCGGCGGUCAAGGGUGCGAUCUGCAGAAGCGAUUGAUGGAACUGUGCGAGCCGUUUGAGCGAUGGAAGACCAACUUCAACCUACUCAUCGCGACCCAGCUCGACCCUUCGCAAUCCAACGCCGAAGUCCAGCGAGAGCUAUUGAUUCUCAGCGUUCGCCGCUGCCUGUGGGAUAUUUUGCUCUUCCCAGACGAAGACACCACCAACCCAGAGCUGUUGAAGCUAUACAACGAGCUAAUCGAAAUGACCGAAUCCUUGUACAGCUUCGAGGAUUCCUGGCUAGGCCGACCCAUGUUCACGCUGGACAGCGACAGCAUUCCCGCCCUCUACUUUGUGGCUACGACGUGCGAGAACCCAGCUUUGAUUGAGCGCAUCACACGCCUUCUGCGCGGUUCGAGAAGACGAGAAGGUCCUUGGGACAGCUGCAAAGUGGCAGACAAGAUUGAAGUGGAAGUGGAGAAUCCCAACAUUUGUUGUUCAUAUCGCUAGUGUGAGGCCGGGGCGCCAGGAACAAGACGGUAAUACUUAAGUAAUUCAACGUCCUUGGUAUAUUGCAAGCUUGUGCUCCGUCCUCGAAAUUGC
Molecule: messenger RNA, 1885 nt
Organism: Exserohilum turcica Et28A
Lineage: Eukaryota; Fungi; Ascomycota; Dothideomycetes; Pleosporales; Pleosporaceae
Exons: 1
Coding region: 203-1792 (529 amino acids)
Biological process (GO): regulation of DNA-templated transcription
Molecular function (GO): zinc ion binding; DNA-binding transcription factor activity, RNA polymerase II-specific
Source: RefSeq, a predicted model, not a curated record